Molecule: messenger RNA, 730 nt
Organism: Laetiporus sulphureus 93-53
Lineage: Eukaryota; Fungi; Basidiomycota; Agaricomycetes; Polyporales; Laetiporaceae
Exons: 2
Coding region: 152-628 (158 amino acids)
Source: RefSeq, a predicted model, not a curated record
UGACUCAAGGCCGUCGGAAGCCUUUUGAGCCAGAGCACGGCUAUGCGUCCCACCUCGCCAAGAAAAGAGGCGCGUUCCGCGCUCGUAUCCAUCAGGAGGCUCAAAAGAAAAACUCACAGAAAACCCCGAGUUCAAGUAUGCGGGAGCUGACAUGCGCUGGACCGCCCAGGGUUUCUACAAGGACAUCGUGCUCAAGCACAAGCUUGUUCUCGAUGGAUGGCCCGCAAACGUCAUCUUUACGAACCCGAGUGGCAUCCGCGGCGGCAUACACGUCUUCGAUGACCUGCGGAAUAGGAUGGAGAAAGGCGUGCUGAAGUUCCGCGCCAUCUCCAAUGGCGAGGCAGCCAAGCUCGACGCAGUAAGCGCUGCACCGGGACCGAUCCCACCUCCGAUACUUCGUCCGGGAAGAUGUGAUAUCGGCAAGCACCGCUAUCGGCCGAUCACGAAUCCGUAUGACCUUCCAAGACGGAGGGUUGGGAUGGGGCCCAGGUCUCCGCCGUUCGUGUUGGAUGCAGAUCUUGAGGACGAGGGUGUGGCUGAUGUGGAACAGUAUCCUGAGACAGCAGGUUCGGAGUGUAGUGGGGGGAGAUCUAUGGAUCUGGAUGACAUUGAGGAGUUUUCUGUGUAGCGGUAGCUUGCUGUCAUCAAUGUUCGCGCUUGUUUGUCAGACGUCCCGCUUAUCAUUCUGUUGUAUGAGACGGAUUCAAGAUAAAGACAUGGCCGGUCAAAC